AUGAAAAAAAAAUCAAAUAAUAAUGAUGAUGCACCAAAUGUUCUUGUUACAUUAAAUUUAUUACGUGUACUUGUACGUUAUCCACAACAAUUACGUAAUAUAUUUGAAAUAAAUCUUGUUAAUGUACCAACUGUUGCAUGGAAACGUCUUAUACCACAAUUAUUUUCUCGUUUGAAUUAUCCUGAUAGUUUUGUUCGAGAUUAUGUUACGAAUUUAUUAAUACGCAUAGCAAAAGAUUAUCCACAAUUAAUACUUUAUUCAGUUAUUGUUGAUGAAAAUAUUUAUCAAAGAAAAUCUUUGAGUACACAUGGAUCAGAUAAAGAUGAAUCACAAAAUGAUAUUGAAGAAGAUGAUGAUAUUGGACAACAAGAAAAUGUUGUAGCUAUACAAAAUAGUUUUAGACUAAUCUAUAAUGUACUUUCGGAAACAAAUGCACAUGCAGUUGGACAAGUUAAAUUAUUUGUACAUGAAUUAUGA
Rotaria sp. Silwood2 is the source of this 477-nucleotide messenger RNA. NCBI's taxonomy places the organism in Eukaryota, Metazoa, Rotifera, Eurotatoria, Philodinida, Philodinidae. The record is from the annotation of a GenBank genome assembly.